CCUCAGCUGACGGACCAGGCGCCGCCGCCGCCGCCGACGACGCCUCGGCCUCCUCCUCCUCCUCCGCCUCGGCCUCGUCCCUGAGGUUGGAAUCCGAUACAGCUGUUCAGACCUUCAGCGUGGUAUUAAACUUGAUUCCCUCCAGUCAUCAAACUCGUUCUUUUAGGGCUUGAAUUAAACAACACUCCAAAAUGGGCAGAAUUUUUCUGGAUCACAUUGGCGGCACUCGCCUGUUUUCCUGUGCAAACUGUGACACGAUCCUGACCAACCGAUCGGAACUCAUCUCCACACGUUUUACCGGAGCCACCGGGAGAGCUUUUCUCUUUAACAAGGUAGUGAACCUGCAGUACAGCGAAGUCCAGGACCGGGUUAUGCUCACUGGCCGUCACAUGGUUCGAGACGUGAGCUGCAAAAACUGCAACAGCAAACUAGGUUGGAUCUACGAGUUUGCCACCGAAGACAGCCAGCGUUAUAAAGAGGGCCGCGUGAUCCUGGAACGGGCCCUGGUUCGAGAGAGCGAGGGCUUUGAGGAGCACGUGCCGUCCGAUAAUUCUUGAAGAGAAAGAGACUGCCACCUCCCCCCAGGUUUCCUUCACUCAAUCAGAGAAAAAAAAAUUCCACUUACACACACUGUCACCUUAGCAUCCGAUUCUGGUACACGGACUGUGAAACAGAGGUUGUUAGAAUUUGAUGGAACCUUUCUCUUUCUUUUUUGUUUUAUUUUCUAUUUUCCAUCCCUCACCUGUGUAUAGCAAGAAUACUAUGCAGAUGCCUUUACCUCUUUCCCUCUUAUAUUUACAGCUUGAAAUCCAAUAGUGACUCUGCAAGCUAUACAGUCGGCCGAAGGGGAAAAAUCUAGGAUAUGAGAGCGAAAGUCUUUUUUUUUUUUUUUUGCGUAAACUUGGAAGGGCGGUUUUGAAACUUCUUUUGGGGGGCGGGGGGGCUUAAUUUAAAAAACUUUUGAAGUGAUAACUUUCCCUGAUUUUGCUAGCUUCAAAUAAGGGAUCCGAAUUUGUGACCAGUGCUAAAGGUUCAGUGUUAGUAUGGCUUGUGCUCGCCAUUGUGCCAUAUUCUUGUUGGGGUUGAACAGUAGCAAAGAGCCCAUUCUUCCUUGUCAGUUUUGGCCCGAAGAUGACGUCACAUUCCCAGUUACAUCUCCACACGGUCGGUGUUGAUUGGAAAUGUUUUUAAGAUGGGGCAGAACUACCUGGUUGUCUUUUUAUUUUUUUUCCUGUAACUUAAGCAUAGAAAUAAUAUAAAAUAAAGUAAUCGGUGUUCAA
Messenger RNA from Tachyglossus aculeatus (Australian echidna), 1280 nucleotides. RefSeq names its product yippee like 5 (gene YPEL5). Bases 192 to 557 code for a protein of 121 amino acids. NCBI's taxonomy places the organism in Eukaryota, Metazoa, Chordata, Mammalia, Monotremata, Tachyglossidae. The record is from RefSeq and is a predicted model, not a curated record. The transcript is spliced from 4 exons.